This is a messenger RNA of Chilo suppressalis (striped riceborer), 3482 nucleotides long. NCBI's taxonomy places the organism in Eukaryota, Metazoa, Arthropoda, Insecta, Lepidoptera, Crambidae. The record is from the annotation of a GenBank genome assembly.
CAGCAGGAGCUGAAACGUGGCUCUCUUGUUAUUGUCAAGGACAGUACUCUUCCACCCCUUCUGUGGUCUUCGGGAAGAGUCAUAAAUGUCUACCCUGGGAGUGAUGGCAUCGUCAGAGUCGCCGAGUUGAAGACCAAACGAUGCCUCGGCCAUUCGGAGGGCAUUUAAUAACAUCUGUUCAGAAUCUUGAAGCCUUCAUCAGCAGCCUUCAACCCGGGGAGCAUGUCGCCGACUAGUCUUACGCACGGGAGGAGGAACCACGACCAAGGGAAGGAGCGGCCGCGGCGGCCGACACUUGCUUACGCGCCUCGCACAGCAUCGCACGGGCCCAACUGCGUUCAUAAUUUAACACCACGUCAACGUUAAAUAAUCUGUUUUGUGAUAAAUAUACCAGUUUACCUAGAAUUACAGUCCAGGUUAUUUAAAGUCCCCAUAGGACCCUUAUCAUUGGUGACUGGCCGUCACCAAUAGACGAGCACAGAAAGAGGGAGACAAUUACAUCGCUACCAACUUAACAUAAAAAUGAAGUCAUAAACUAUUAACAUGUGCAGUAUUGGCAACAUUAAAAUGAUGGAUACUCCAACAGCACUAUAUGCAAAUAUUUAGGUUUCAUAAUUGAUACACAGAGUUAUCAUAUUGCUCUUACAGAUGAAAAAAGAAUUCUAAUCAAACCACCUGUCCCUAUUAACAAAGUCGGAUCUUGAAAUUUGCGUUUUUUUUAUUAUUUCAUAAUUCAUUCUUAAAUAACAAUAUCUACCGGCAACAUCAAUUAAAAAUAUAAUUUUAUACAUAGUUUUUUAAAUACACACAUUAAAAAUGUCGGAUAUAGUCCAGAUGGUCCGUUAAGAACGUCAGUUCUUAAAUACCUACAUCCUUUGCGGGGCGACACGGGCGGCCGGUUGCGCGGAUCUCACAGUUCUAACAAUGUUAGCGGGUAAAACGCACGUCCCGUUAUAAAUAAUUUUAAGCCAACAAUAAUUUAGUUAUUUAAUCAUUUACUAUAUAAUAAAUAAUAUACGCAAAGAUGUUCAGUAGAUCUUCCCAUUUAGUAAGGUUAGCUACUGAAAAACGAGUAGAAAUUAGGUAUGUAUUUAACUUCAAAAUAUUAAAACAUACAUUUUUUUAAAUAUUGUAAGUAAAUUUUGUAUAAUUUAUUUAAAAUGUAUUAUUUUUCAGGUCAACUCAAUAUUAAAUAUAAUUUUGACUAGGUACCUACUAACUUUCAUUUAUAAAUUAAUGAUUGCAAAAUUUACUUGACACAGCGUUUAACAAAGUAGGAUCUUCAACAUACGACUUUGUUAAUUGUCUUUACUUUUGACUAAAAUGUCGGUAGUGUAACAUCCGACGUUGUUAAAUGUUUCUGAAAAUGGGCAUAAUUUCGGUAGUGAGACAUCCGACGUUCUUAAACGUUUUUGUAUUUAGGUUAAAUGUCGGUACAAGGACAUCCGACUUUGUUAAAAAGGUUUUUUACAAAACAUCAAUGUCGAUAGUGUGAAAACUGGUUUAAAAAAUCCGGCCAAGUGCGAGUCGGGCUCGUGCACGAAGGAUUCCAUACCAUAUUGUGAUGAAGAAGUAUUGAUUGAGACUGAUCAACGGGGCAAAUAUAAGCACAAGAAGACAGUAUUAGACGAGAAAAUGAUUCGAAGUGUUUCUGAUCUUGUUAAGUCCUUUCCCUUAGUAGAAUCACAUUAUGUCCGGAAAACUUCCAAGAAAUUAUAUUUAGAAGGUAUGACUAGUGCAUCUUGCAUGUAUAAUUUGUAUGAGGAAUUGUUCGAUUCCGAAAAAUAUAGUAAUAGAGCAAAUAAAAGACAAUAUCGGGAUAUAAUCAAUGCAGAUUUCAACAUAGGAUUCCAUAAACCUAAAAAAGAUCUCUGUAAUAUCUGUCAUAUUUACAAAAACAAAAAAAAUCUAACAGAAGAUGAAAAAUCUGCAUUUUUAAAACAUCAAGCUUCAAAAGCAACUGCCAGAUGCUUAAAGCAGCUCGACAAAGACGAGGCGACUUCGAAUAUAAAUAUUUUAUGGGCCACUUUCGACUUUGAAAAGGUUUUGAUAACGCCACAUGGAGAUAUAAGCGUUUUUUAUUAUAAAAAAAAAGUUAUGUACACAAAAUUUUACGGUCUAUCGUAUGGCUACCAAAAAAGCUACAUGCUUUAUGUGAAACGAAGUCAUAGCAAAACAUGGGGCAAAUGAGGUAUCGAGUUGCUUAUAUCAAUAUAUAAAAGAGCACGCAGUUAAGGGAGUAAAAGCUUUUAAAUUUUGGUCAGAUAAUUGUGCUGGGAAAAAUCACAACCGUUUUUUUUUCUUUAUACUUACUAGCGGCAAAAGAAUUUGAUGUUACGAUUACUCACCGUUUUAUGGAAAAAGACCACACCCAAAGUGUGCAUUCAACUACUGAAAAGGCUAAUGAUCAUAAGCAUAAGCUACAAUUAUAAAUUUGUACCAGAAGAAUGGUACUGCCUCGUUCUCUGGGUCAAAAUUGAAGGUGAUCCUUAUGAAGUCAUAGAGAUGACAACUCCAGAAAUACUCGAUUUUAAAUCUCUUUUAAUAAAUAAAAGUUGGAAUAAAAAUACAAACAAUGAGAAGAUUCAAUGGACACCCGUAAGAGAGGUAACAGUAAAUGCACAGAACUUUGAUAGGAUCGAAUAUAAUUAUGAUUUUGCUGAUGCACCAAAGACUGUUGUUAUGAUACGAUGUGGUACCCGAAAUACUGAUAGAUUAUCUCGCGAAUUCCAAAUAAAAUAGGCCUAUGAUAGUGAAUUACCAAUAAGUCAAAACAAACAUAAAGAUUUAUUGGAUUUAUGUUAAAUUCAUUUACCUUAAAUUGGCACAAUCUUAAUUUUUAUGCAUUUCCCCCAGUGUCAGUAAUUUUGAAGGUUGUUCGAAAAAUUAUCACAGACAAAGCAGAAGACUUGGUAGUUGUCCCCCUCUGGCCCACUCAACCGUAGUUCCCUAUAUUUCAAAUGCUAUGUCGCCAUAUGAUUAUCCUUGGAACCAAUACAAAUGUUUUGACAUCUGUUCCCAACAGAUACCUGGAACACAAAGUUACGCUGGUAGCCGCGAGACUAUCCGCACGGCGCUCUCACGAAGGGGUGUCCCACCAAGUGCAUUAGCUAUUAUGGAUGCGUCAAUAUCAAAUAACUCAAUCAAGCAAUAUGGUGUGGCUUUUAAGAAAUGGUUUGUUUAUUGUAAAAAACAUAAUUUCGAUCCUUACGCCGCGUCAGUUCCCCAUGUAAUUGCAUUCUUAACUGAAAUUUUUCAAACUGGAGCUCAGUAUAGUACAUUGAAUAGUUAUAGAUCUGCAUUAUCUUUGAUUUUAAACUAUAAAAUUGGGACGGACGAUAGAAUGACAAGGUUAUUUGGUUUUUAUCGCCUUCGUCCCCCACUGCCGAAAUAUAGUGUUACCUGGAACCCUUCCAUUGUACUAAAUUUUUUGUAAGUUACUGGUUUGAUGAAACAGCAUACGAUUUAAAAGCAACAAUGUA